CGGCGUAUGUUGUCAAAAGAGAAAAGAUGGCGUCGGUAUCAGAGAUGUACGAUGUGGGUUGGGAAGAGAUGAGAGACAAGCUGCGUAAAUGGAGAGAAGACAACUACAGAAACAGUGAGCAGAUUGUGGAUGUUGGCGAAGAGCUCAUCGGUGAACAUUCAUCUAAACUGGGAGAUGACAUAUGGAUUAUUUAUGAGCAGGUGAUGAUCGCAGCUCUGGACUGCAGUCGGGAUGACUUGGCUCUGACCUGUCUACAGGAACUGAGGAAGCAGUUUCCAGAUAGCCACAGAGUGAAGCGAUUAUCGGGCAUGAGGCUGGAAGCUUUGGAAAGGUACGACGAGGCCAACAAGCACUAUGAUGCCAUUCUCCAAGACGACCCCACCAACACGGCAGCAAGGAAGCGCAAGAUCUCCAUAUUGAAGGCCCAAGGGAAGAGCGCCGAAGCCAUCCGGGAGCUCAAUGAGUAUCUGGAACAGUUUGUUGGGGACCAAGAAGCGUGGCAUGAGUUGUCAGAGCUGUACAUCAACGAACAUGAUCUGCAAGUCACAUCGCUGCCAGUCCAAAAGUCAGUGCCAAGGUGAAGAAGGACAAUAUGAAGUACGCUGCUUGGGCUGCCACUCAGAUAAAUAGAGCCUAUAAGCUGGCCGGUCGCGGGACAAAGGAGAACAAAUGCUCCAUGAAGGCGGUGGAGGAGAUGCUGGAGUCCAUGCAGAUCACCAUGUCCUAGAUGCCCUCAACCACACCUUCUCUCUUCCCUUUCUGUUCACACACAGCCACUUGGAGCAACAUGGCAGCUCAAACAGCCUUUCAAUGUGACCAGAACCGGAUCUUUAACCGUUUUUUUAUUUCUUUAUCCCAUCAAGUUUGGUUCUGUAAUUGAUUGAACUUGACAUGGACAAGUGCAAAGAUUCCCCCACCCAUCUGAAAACUACAACAGAAAAUUCCAAUUCCUCAAAUGAAUUUAAAGAAGUUGUGCAUAGCAUUAACCAGCUGUGAUUUCCCCUAGACUGGAUUUUACUGUCCCUCCCCAUCCCAUGUUGUCUUUUAUGUUCACCUUGAACUGAUAUCACUAAUUAGCACGUCCACAUCAAGGCUACAACUCUGACCAGAAAGAUAACAAGCUGUACAGUAAAUGCUAUUUAUAAAGACGAUGUGGAGAUUCCACCUGUCUGCACUGAGGUCCUUAACUGUUUCCGUACUAUCUGUAAAUGAAACAUCUUUAAUAAAACUUUUCAUUUGUCUAAUCUAUCAAAAUGUCUUAAUAAAAGUAGGACUGAUA
Messenger RNA from Morone saxatilis (striped sea-bass), 1279 nucleotides. It is a transcript of the gene emc2, whose product is annotated as ER membrane protein complex subunit 2. The record is from RefSeq and is a predicted model, not a curated record. Gene Ontology annotation, cellular component: EMC complex. Gene Ontology annotation, molecular function: protein binding. NCBI's taxonomy places the organism in Eukaryota, Metazoa, Chordata, Actinopteri, Moronidae. Gene Ontology annotation, biological process: protein folding in endoplasmic reticulum.